Messenger RNA from Hibiscus syriacus, 4057 nucleotides. RefSeq names its product condensin-2 complex subunit D3. The transcript is spliced from 9 exons. Lineage: Eukaryota; Viridiplantae; Streptophyta; Magnoliopsida; Malvales; Malvaceae. Gene Ontology annotation, molecular function: histone binding. The record is from RefSeq and is a predicted model, not a curated record. Gene Ontology annotation, biological process: meiotic chromosome condensation; mitotic chromosome condensation. Gene Ontology annotation, cellular component: condensed chromosome, centromeric region. The coding region runs from base 40 to 3456 and encodes 1138 amino acids.
UUUACCCCUAACAGAGAAAAUUUCCAGAGAGUUUCAGCCAUGGAAGAGACCAUAGCAAGAAUCCUCACAGAGCUUGAAGAGAUCUAUCAAACCCAAUCUCCACUCAUUUCUCCAUCUACUCUUUUAGAUCUUCAAUCCCUCUUAUCCACCAACGACCCAGAUUUCAUCUCCCAAUUCUUCGAUGACCUCUCUUCCAAAGCCCUCUCUCCUUCUUCACUCACCAACCUCUUAUCUUUUACAAUGGAUUCCUCCCCUUCCCAUUAUCUUUUAGCUUCUAAAGUUUACCUCUCUCUUCUUCUUUCCCCAAAUUCCCCUGUCUUCACUCUAUUCACUCCCAUUUCCUUCCUUUCUCUCCUCCGUUCCCUUCGCCGCGCCUUCAAAAACCGUGCUUCGGCCCAACCUGAGGAAUCUCCCCCUCCCAACGCGCCGUCGAAUAAGAAGAGAAAGUGUGGGGGGAAGGGCCGUGGAGCACGGGGUAACGUUAGAAGUUCGGGAGAUUGUAAUGAGGAAGUAAGUGAUCGUUCUGAUAUUAAAGAAGUCUUUAAUGUGUUUGAAAUGUUGGUUUCCGUUUUGGGUUUGAUUCAUUUGGAUAGGUUUCCUGAUAGUUUGAAGUCGUUGGUACAAACUGUAUGUGAAAUUCCUUUGAUGGCAGUGGAAAAGAUAGGGAAUUCAGGUAGUUUUAAUCGGUUAAUGGGUUUGUGUUCGUCGGUUUUGAGUGGAGUGUUGAGGUCUGAACAUGGAGAGAUGGCUAAUACUUCAGCUGAGGUCUUGAAAGCAUUAUCACCAUUGAUAUUGAUGGUUAAAUCGCAAGCAAGAAGUUUUGCAUUGGAGUUUGUGACGCAAAGGAUGAUAGAAUUGGGAAACGAGAGUGAUGGUGUUAAGAAAGCUGUCGUUAACUUCCCUAGGUAUUUGGUUCAAAAGGCACCUGAUAAGGCCGAGCCGCGAGCUCUGGCUGUGGAUUCAAUAAUGGAGAUUGUUAAAGUGAUGGACUUUGAGGAUCAAAUAGGAUAUGUGGACUAUGUCUUGAAGAUGACUCAUGGGAAGGCUAAUCUUAGGCUGUUAGGUGUAGAUCUUAUUUCAAUGAUGUUAAUGUCAUUAAGGGAUCCUUUUGGGGUUGAUUCAGAAGUUAAAACAGGAGAUUAUUGGGGGAUAAAGUGUUUGAAAGCUUUGAUUAUGAGAUGUUCGGAUUUGAGUGCUGGAAUUCGUGCUCGAGCCCUCUCAAGCUUAGCACAAGUUGUUGGGUUUUUGUUUAGUGAUGAUAGGAGUAAAAGUAUUUUGAAGGAAGUAAUGGGAUUAUCUGAAGGCGGAGAGGAGAGGCCGCCACAGUGUGGAAUGAAUGAUCUUGUGAGGGAUAGGUGUAUGGAUGAGAAGGCAGCUGUAAGGAAGGCUGCACUGCUUUUGGUUACUAAGUUGAUAUCCCUUUUAGAUGGUUCUUUUGAUGGAAUCCUGCUCAAAACUAUGGGUAUGGCUUGUUCAGAUCCACUGGUUAGCAUACGGAAAGCUGCCAUUUCUGCCCUUUCUGAGGCCUUCAGAACAUUUUCAGAUGAAAGUGUGACUACUGAGUGGCUACAUUCUGUUCCACGUUUAAUAACAGAUAACGAAUCUAGCAUUCAAGAAGAAUGUGAGACCUUGUUCUUGGAAUUGGUUUUGGACCGGGUGUCUAGAGCUGGAUCUGCUUGCUCACCCAAGAAGGGAUCUGUUUUGUCUGAUUCAUGUGUGACAGCAAAGAGUUUAGAGAGGGAGAUGGAAUUAUUAUUCCCUGGAGGGAUAUUGAUUCUUUUGAAAGGUAUCUGCAAUGGCGAGGUGACUCCAUGGGUGAAGAAGAUUUGCACAAGCCUUGGGAAAAAGAAACGAUUGAAGCCCAAGGUUGCUCUUGCUCUUCAAAACAUCAUAAAGACAUCUGAAUCGAUCUGGUUGAGUCAUUCCAUGCCAAUUGAGAAGUGGACAGCCCCAGCUGGUGCUUGGUUUCUUCUGUCGGAAGUGUCGGUAUAUCUUUUGAAAGCUGUUGACUGGGAAUUCCUUCAUCACCAUUGGCAGCUCCUAGAUAAGCAUGGAACAAAAGGCAAGUUUCAAAGCCCAAGUUUGCAAGGAAAUGGAUAUGAACAUGAAGAAAGCAUAGAAUCCAAUUCAGUUGCAUGGGCAAGAGAUCGUGUUUUCCUCUUGCAAACCAUCUCAAAUGUUUCCAUUGAAUUGCCUGCUGAACCUGCUGCAGAUUUAGCUCACAACUUGCUUAAAAGAGUUGAAAAGUUCAACAUGCAUUCCACAGAGGUUAAUGCUCAUGUAAAAGCUCUCAGAACAUUGUGCAAGCUGAAGUCGUUGAAUCCUGAGGAGGCCGAUCAGCUUGUCAUGAGAUGGGGACAGAAGCUUCUCUCUAAAGCAUAUGAAAUUUUAGAAAAGUACAUUUCUGAUAACAAAGAACCAAAUACCGGUAAUAGUUUCUUUACACCGCCAAGUGGGAGCAGAAAAGGGAAGCAAGCAGCAAGUGCGUCCAGACUAUUGUCAAAAGCAGUCACCGCGGUUUAUACUGUUGGGUCUUUAGUUGUUGUCUGUCCUAGUGCUGAUGUGAGCUCCAUUGUUCCACUUUUAUACACAGUUGUAACUUCAGGGAAUUCUGAUCCGAAGUUAAAUAAGUUACCAGGGCCUAAGGUAUCUUUGAAGCAGACGACCCCUACUUUGUACAUUCAAGCAUGGCUGACAUUGGGAAAAAUUUGCCUUGCUGACGGGAAGCUUGCCAAAAGUUACAUUCCUCUCUUUGUGCAGGAACUUGAAAAGAGUGAUUGUGCAGCCCUUCGCAAUAAUCUUGUAGUGAUGAUGGCGGAUUUUUGUGUUCGCUAUACUGCUUUGGUUGAUUGUUAUAUAGCUAAGAUAACCAAGUGUCUCCGUGAUCCAUGCGAACUUGUCAGACGGCAGACUUUUAUAUUACUCUCAAGAUUAUUACAAAGAGACUAUGUGAAGUGGAGGGGAGUGCUAUUUCUUCGGUUCCUUCUAUGUCUUGUUGAUGAAUCCGAAAAAAUAAGACAACUUGCUGAUUUUCUCUUUGGCAAUAUUUUGAAAGCCAAGGCUCCACUUCUAGCUUACAACAGUUUCGUCGAAGCCAUUUAUGUGCUGAAUGACUGCUGCGCACACAACGGACUUAAUGAUUCCAAGAAUUCACAGACGGAGAGUCAACUUUUCUCCAUCAGGGGUAAUGAUGAGAGGUCAAGGACUAAACGGAUGCGGAUCUAUCUCUGCUUGCUGAAACAAAUGGCACCAGAGCACCUUUUGGCCACCUUUGCAAAGUUAUGUGCUGAAAUUCUAGCUGCUGCAUCGGAUGGCAUGCUCAAUAUAAAUGAUAUAACUGGCCAAGCUGUUCUCCAGGUAUGCUUACCAAAUUCUUGCCUGCAAAGAGAUCCGAGCCUCAACUCAUCGUGGAACUGCAUCGGAUACAGCAGAGGUAGAGGAAGAAGGUGGGGAUAACAGUGCAUCCGCGUCUACUGCCAAAGGGAGGGCUAUAACACAGGCAGUGAAAAAGGGUCUUAUCCAAAACACCAUCCCCAUCUUUAUAGAGCUCAAAAGGCUACUAGAAAGCAAGAACAACCCUCUUACAGGUUCCCUCAUGGGGUGCCUGCGAGUCCUUCUCAAGGACUACAAGAACGAGAUCGAUGACAUGCUGGUCGCAGAUAAACAGCUUCAAAAGGAGCUCAUAUAUGACAUUCAGAAGUAUGAAUCAGUAAAGGCUCGAACAACAGCUGCAGAAGCAGUUGCAAGCAUGCAAAACAAAAGCGUAAAUCACUCUACACCGCCUUGUGUUCCAAAAGCCGCAACAGAAACUCACCCCAAAAACAAAGUGAAUCAGAAGUUGUUGAGUUAUUCGAAAGUGGCAUCAGCGAUGGCGGAUGCGGCCGCGGAAGCCACCGCGCGGUCCAUACUAAGGGAUGUGAACAAGGGAGCAAUGACACCACCACUCAACUCCAUUAGUAUGCCAAAACUCAAGUCUAACCAGGGAGGGAGCUCUGCUAAAACUGAUCGUCCCUUGAAUGUACUGGAAUCCUUGAGGAGAAGAAUUGAUGAUGAAAAU